AAGUGCUCGCCCAGUGGUAGACUAGAUCUAGAUCUCUAUAUAAAGACAGGCGAGGGCAGGCUAGGAACGAACAGUCUGAGAAGGCAACUGAGAACAGCAACUAAGUCAGAAAUAAUUGUAAACUUUUUUUUUUCUAUACGUGAGCUGAACAUUUACUGCUACAAUGAGUUGCAAUAUCGGAGUCGCUAAACUGAGGAGAGUUGGCAUCUCUUGUUUGCAAGAUGGUUUGAAAAACUUAUACAAUGUUCACAUAAAGGUGAUUUGCAAAGAGAAGCCUUUCAAGUCCAGCACAGAGUUGCCAGCUUUCACUAUUGCCAAUGCAGAAGACAUUCUGCCAAAAGUAAAAGAAAGAUUAGAAUACAUCUUUCAAGACAUCAAUGACGAGCACGCUGCCAAGUUUGCUGAGUUUGCGCAGAACAUAGUGAAAGCCACUAGCGCCAAGUGCGUUCUUUGUAACCUGACUAAGUUCUACGAGGAAAGUUGGUCAGUAAUCAAAGAGUGGCAAGUGGACGAUGAACUCUUUGUUGGCGUCAUACCAAAAAAUGCCAAAAACAGCUACUUUUCAGUGGACAGUGAUGAACUGACCAAGAAAACUUUCAUCAUGUGGGACAAGGAAACUCUUGGGGAUGAGCUUAUCAUGGCUGUCUCCCGAACACUGAGACGCUUAAGAGAUGAACGUAGACAGCCUACACCAGAAGAGUACCUGGCUCAGCACAUUGCGUACUGCGAAAUCCAAAGUGGCAAGUGGGCAAGGCAAGAAACUGCAAGGUGUCUUGGAACCCCAGGCUUCAGACCCCACACCCAGACGUAUAUGUCUUUAACUGACCCAGGUGAGGGUCACAUGAUGGGAACCACUAGGUUUGCGGAAUGGAUGGAGGGUGCCAUAGUCCAUGUCGAGCAUUUAGAACGCCCCAGGCAUCUAAACAGAGAACACAUUGAGUCUUAUAGAGUGCCCUCAGUUCUGGACUUCUCUAGAGUGCGUCUCCAUGUGGGACCAUCUGCUCCAACGACUUAUUUUCUUGGAAGACCAGUUAAAGAUUCUGGAAAUUUCGAAGAAGAUUUUCUCAAAAUAGUCAACAUUACAGCCGCAGCUGCCUCCGCCGCGUUUUUUAUGGGUGCAGCAGAAGUGAAAAUAGCCAUGGAGCGAUUGUCCACUUCCCAGGCAUUGAAGUAUAUGCGCGCACUGCGAGCUCAAGUACAGAGAUCCAGAAAACAGUUUCUCUCUGCUGCCUGGAACUUAAACCAGGAAUUGGUGAAUGACUAUGAAGUUGAGGAAAUAGAGGUCUUAUCAAAGCGAAAAGAUAUUGCCAUUAAAGCUGUCAUGAUUACUUCCCUUGGUGGGUUUGAUAAGAUAACUUGGGACGGUGCCAGUGAUACCUACCCUUCCAAGUGCAUCAUGUAUCAGCUUUCUUUUGAAGAUGCUUUGACCAUUGUCCAUGAAGCACAUCUCAAAGGUCUGGUUACAUACUUCUCAGCCGGGUUUAAGUUUGAUGAGAUCCAACAUGCAGUCUAUGCUGGAGUAGAUGGCAUUGGCAUCGGGGGAGCCCAAGUUCUUCGAUUUAUGGACAGCGAAACAGGUAUGCAUGGCCCUUACACAGAAGAAAACAUCCCUAUCAUUCUAGCAAGGAGGGAUGAGGCUGCCAAUUCCAUCAGGGGUCGUGGAGUCAAUCUUCUUGUCCGACUAGACACCAUGUACUAUGAAGGCUGCAUCACUAGGCAUCUUGAAUAUCUACGCCGAAGCCUCUACAAAGCUCUGCUCAAGAUUGACGAAGCUGCCAUUUCUGAGCUGAUCGCGCAGUUGUCUGACGUGGAUAAUCUCCCACGAGAAAACAAUGAACCAUUCCUGCAUCGCGCCAAGAGAAUUGUAGAUGCCGAAAACCCUUUGCUGAAGGACUUUUGUUCUCAAGAAGAGUGGGACAGUUUCAUAUCCACACUGCGUCCAUUGAUUGUGGCUCGAGACGAGAAAGCUCUUGUGGAAGAGUACGAUAGUGAUCCAUGGCUGUCCAUCCGUCACAGAUAUCGACUCAACCAAUGUCCAAGGGAUUCCAAGAUAUGUUAUGUCAGGCAAACAUCUUUCAAUAUUCCAUAUAAAUGUUAGUUUGGUUGAUAUUUAAAAAAAAUAUAUGUUUCUUUGUGUUGUAUGUAAGCAAUUUAUUUCUCUAUAUUUUAUGUUGACUACUGUUCCAAACUAUUCCGUGUAAAUAGACGUUAUUUAUGUGUACAUUAAGAGUACAUCUAUAAACUCGUUUUCUAGGAACAAUUAUGAACAAUUAUGUUUAUGUUUGAAAUGUUUAAAGCAAAAGCAAUAUGGGUAAAAAUAACAUUACAAACAUAUUCUUUCCUAUUAUAUAAAUCUAAUCCAAUACAGAUUUAAAUGUUUAAGUUUGACACUGGUGACAUUUUGUUACUGACGUCAAUACUCUUCCUUUUUUUUUUUUUACACUGGUUUAUAAGCCGAAUGAAAUUUGAAUGUGAAUCUAAUACACAUCAUGUUAUUAUACUUAAAGCCAAUUUGUUUUCAAGCUGGAGAGUGUUGAUUCUAUAAACGGAAGAGAUUGCUUUUGAGAAUGAACUUCUGGUUCUUGUGUACAUGUGAAAGUUAUUAGAAUUGUGUACCAGUUGUUAAAUUUGUGUACAAGUUAUUAGAAUUGUGUACAAGUUAUUAGAAUUAUUAGAAUUGUGUGUGAGUUAUUAGAAUUGUGUACAAGCUAUUAGUUGCAAUGCAGUAGCUCAUUUUUACACUUUACCAAAAUGCAGUCAACUGAAAUGAAUAGUUUAAACAGUUAUUCUUUUGAGCUGAAAAGUCACAUUCAAGUCAGGAUCACAGACAGCGAUUUGUGUUUCUUUGCCAGUAGUGAGAUGUAAUUAACAUGUUUAGUAACCUAGUUACUCGUAACCUGAUCUACACUCAUACAGCAUUGUGUAAGUAUAGUUACUUUUAAAUAAUCAGGAAAUGGGAAUACCAUUGUAAUGGUGUAAGUAAUUACUAUUUAAUAGAAGUAUUUGCAAGAUUAAAGUGUAGUUGAUAAUUAUGGUUGACAUGUUUUUGUAUAAUUUUAAAAAUAGUUGAACAUAUUUUUGUAUAUUUGUUAUAUUUUUUUAAACUGUGAUUAAAUUCCUAUAGAAUGUA
This is a messenger RNA of Biomphalaria glabrata, 3130 nucleotides long. RefSeq lists its product as uncharacterized. The coding region runs from base 164 to 2098 and encodes 644 amino acids. NCBI's taxonomy places the organism in Eukaryota, Metazoa, Mollusca, Gastropoda, Planorbidae. The record is from RefSeq and is a predicted model, not a curated record. The transcript has 2 exons.